Messenger RNA from Rubroshorea leprosula, 975 nucleotides. NCBI's taxonomy places the organism in Eukaryota, Viridiplantae, Streptophyta, Magnoliopsida, Malvales, Dipterocarpaceae. The record is from the annotation of a GenBank genome assembly.
GGUGAUCAGGGAGCAUCUCGCGGAUCGGAUCUUUUUACAUGAAAACAAUGGUUCCGAUCGUCACGCCGUGAAGACUAGGUCGCAUUGGCUCGCAUAAAACGCAAAUUUCUUCCGAUUUCAAGACAACUCAGUUCUCUAGGGUUUGGAUUUCUUAGUCCUUAAUUUUCCCUCUGAAAAAUGAAGUUAUCUGCAGAGAUUCCGUUUUGUUGUUUCAAUUGGACAAUUUGAUCGGAUAUUUUUAUAGUGUUGGAAAACAGCGGAAGACUCGACACCAGAAAUGGCAGCUUCUCCGGUGAACUUUCUCUUUGGAUUCCUCAUGGUUUCCAUCACAUUGUGGAUGGUCUUCCUGUAAGUUUGCGUGCUUAGUACUUGUCUGUUUGGAUCCAAUUUCGGUUUCGAUCGGGUUUCGAAUAUGCAUAUCUGUUCAGUAAUGCAGUUGGUUGGUGGUUUAUUGAUCAAACGGUGCUUUUGUUAUUUCUUAUUUGGGAAUGAGGUGGGUUUGAUUUCCAGGGGGAGAGAUGAGGGAGCUGUCUGAGAUAGCAUUUUAGUGGUGGAUUAUGCUUAUAAGUUUCUAGUGGCAGUUAUCAAUUCAGUGGGAGCAAACUAAGACAUUUCUACCAUUAUUUCGAAUGACGGUCAAGCAUAACCAAUAUAAGUUGGUUUUGUUAACUGUAAAUUUAGAAGAAAUUUCAAUGCCCACAUCAUUGUAGUUGCUGACCAUGACACCCAAUUAGCUUAUGGCAUGUACAAGCUAUGUCAUAUAAUGACCCAUGUGAACUCUGAAGGAUGUAAAUUCAUCAUAAGAUCUGUAAUGAUGUAGGAUCUGAUAAUUCUUUCUUCACUUGAAGAGAAGAAAAAAGACUAUGAAUUGAAUGUUGUUAGUAUCAUUUGAUUUCUCUAUGGUGUACGUCAGGACAUGUGUGUAUAUGUGUAUGCUAUUGAACUCUGUAUCAAUAUUAUCAAUAUUGUUGCCAA